Molecule: messenger RNA, 876 nt
Organism: Camellia sinensis
Lineage: Eukaryota; Viridiplantae; Streptophyta; Magnoliopsida; Ericales; Theaceae
Source: RefSeq, a predicted model, not a curated record
AUGGUGUUGCUGCAAGAGACUAAGAAAUCUGUGAGUAAUGAAAAGUUAGCUCGGUCAAUUUGGGUAGGAGAGAUGAUGGAUUUUAUGGCUGUGGACUCAACAGGAGCUGCUGGAGGUUUACUUUGUGUAUGGAAUCCAGAAGUGUUUCAAAUUAAAGACUGUUGCUGUAAUAAAAGUUUCAUUCUCUUAUCAGGUACGCUUUAUCAUAGCUUUCAAUGUGUGGUGGUGAAUGUAUAUGGUCCUAAUGAUGCAAUUAAAAGAAAGGAGGUGUGGGAUAUCCUGUUAAAUAUGAAAUCAGUAUUCCCAAAUCCUUGGUGUGUGGGGGGAGAUUUCAAUGAGAUCCGGAGAAUUUCAGAAAGAAAAGGGUGCUCUAGAAUGGAUAGGGGGAUGAGAGAAUUCAAUGCAAUGAUUGACCAACUAGAGUUAGUUGACUUACCAAUGUUCGGGCGAAACUUCACCUGGAGUAAUUCUCAGGAUGGGGAAAGAUGGAGUAGAUUAGACAGAUUUCUCCUUAACACAGAUUGGGUGUGUAAUUUUAACUUCAAAUUGUGGGGUAUCCCUAGAAGGUUUUCAGAUCAUAGCCCUAUCCUACUGUUAGAGGAUGAGAGGGACUGGGGUUUUAGACCCUUCAAAUUCAUUAAUGCAUGGCUUCUUUAUCCAGGCUUUAUGAAGGUAGUUCAAAAAUGUUGGGCAGAAACAAUGUUAGAUAGUUGGGCUGGGUUCAAGUGCUUGUAUAAAUUGAAAGCUUUAAAAGCCACAUUAAAGCAGUGGAAUAAUGAGGUCUUUGGUCAUGUUGAAUUCAAGCUGAAACAAGUUGAAGAGGAAUUACAUACUCUGGACUUACUGGUUAAAGAAGGGUCAUUAUCAUCAUCAUAG